ACCUGUCCCGCAUUUACGCGAACAGACCUAGCAGGCCAACAUUGUGCUUUCAUCUUUCGCUGAUCUUAACCCAAUUUCGAAUGGAAUUUAUCAACAGAAACUCGCAUUAUUCGCAGCUGACAAACUCGAUUUUAUAAGAUUUACGUGCGUCUAGCUAAACCUUAUUACCCAGACUUAAAUUAAUCAAAAGUGCCGAGUGAUUUUUUUGUGAAACGCAACAAGAAAAGAAGAAUAAAAGUAACCAAAAAGUGAAUAUAACGUUAGAUGAACUGUAGAAUUCAAGGAUUUCUGGUUCAGUGCUUUAGUUUGUGCUUGACCGUUCCGUCGUGGGUUUGCAGCGAGCGCGUUGCUUUUUAGCUUUCGUUGUAAUAGUUGUUGGAUAAAAAUACUAACAGGAAAUUUCUUCAAAAUGCGUAUCCUAUAGAUCACUGAUGCACACGAUCCUGGAUAGAGGAUAUAAAAUGGUGAAAUUAAAAAUAGAGCGUAAAACCUAGCAAAAAUGAGCAGUUUACUUAAGAGAGGACUUAUAUUUUGCACUUUCUUCGUCGCUUGUGCGGCCGCUGCCCUGCUCUUGGCGGGUUUGGGCACGAAAUACUGGAUACAAGCCAGCGCCAAGCGAAUAAAGAAUCCAUUGGAAAGCGAUGGCAAGAUACACUUCGGAUUAUUCGAGGGAAGGAAGGAACUUAACGUAGCUUACGGAUGGAGAACAUAUGACAUAGAUGUGAUAGCUACGAUGAAGUACGAGCCAGAGUUUCUCAAUUACUGGUUUUGGAUAGGUACAAUAGGCGCGCUGUGUCUUGGACUUCUAUUUUCAUUGUUGAGUGCCGUUUUUGCUGUUAUUAACACUGCCACAACAACCCACCGAUAUUUAGCUGGCCUGUCAGGACUAAUAUUGUGGAACUUUCUUACGUUUUUUACGUCAUUAUGUGGUAUUGGAUUAUGGAUAGCACAAUACUACACUACAAUUCAAUACAACGUUUUAACUAGAGAAGAUAGAAAUAACGAAUGGACCUCAGAAGGAAUGGCGGAACUGUCCUUUUCGUUUUGGUUUGUAGUUGGUGCAGCGUGCGCAGCAUUUGUAAAUAUAAUCAUAAUUGUGAUAUCUACCAGUGAAAAAGAAACUGAAACAAUAAUACCCGUCCUCGAAGAAAAGACUAAUGGAGCCAUCAUGCUAUAUUAGAACAAAUUAGAUAAAUUAUUUAUUAAUAUUAUAUACGCUUAAAGCCAUUUUAGUUUAUACAUAAUAUAGUAUGUAAAUUUAUUUUUGUAUUAAGUAUAGGUUAAAAAAUAACGUAAUUUUUUAAAUCUUUAAUGUCUCUAUUCUAUCGAAGUAGCUUGUAAGUUUGCGUUAGAUUGAGGUAAAGUAUUUAAGCAUAAAUUUUAGCGUGUACGAAAUUCGCAAAUUUUCAACGUAUAUUUCAAUAUGGCGGCAUGGGAUUCGUAAAAGUCUUAACGAUCCGAAUUUCCGUCUUUCUAUUAUUUUUUUCUGACAGUUACCCUACAUUCAUAAAAUCACAGAUAAAAUUAACCAAGAAAUGUGUACAAAAUAUUUGAAUACCCCCAUGGAAACGCUAAAUUUGAACUGUUUAAUAACUACUGCGUCGUUUUUUGCGCAGUUCCUGUAUAUAUAUAAUAUAUGAAGACUUAGAUAUGAUUUUACUUCAAUUGUCAUUUUUAAUGUGACAAAUUAUUUUGUAAUAUCAAAAGCUGUACAAUCGAAAAAAAAACGGCAUGAGAGUUGGCGAAAUCACGAUCACUGUCAUUAAAGCUCACUUUUAAUGCAUCCGUUUUCUGCAAAAAACAAUAUGGAGGCAUAAAAAUCGUAAAAAGUUAAAAAAUAUUAAGGGUUAUCCGAAUUUCGGACGGUAUUGGUUUUACAGCUAUACAGAUAAUAUUAGCUAAGAAAUUCGUACAAUAUUUCAUUGUAUAAAAUGGUUAAAUAAAAACGUCUUCAUUUUUUUUCAUGGCAAACAUGUAUGAUAUGAUAGAAAAAAACUAGGCUAUACCGGGUGCGUCUCAAAAGUGGCUCAUCCCCUAUAAC
Molecule: messenger RNA, 2041 nt
Organism: Sitophilus oryzae (rice weevil)
Lineage: Eukaryota; Metazoa; Arthropoda; Insecta; Coleoptera; Curculionidae
Product: clarin-2
Exons: 5
Coding region: 500-1180 (226 amino acids)
Source: RefSeq, a predicted model, not a curated record